Molecule: messenger RNA, 384 nt
Organism: Ostreococcus tauri
Lineage: Eukaryota; Viridiplantae; Chlorophyta; Mamiellophyceae; Mamiellales; Bathycoccaceae
Product: Ribosomal protein L24e-related
Exons: 2
Coding region: 1-384 (127 amino acids)
Biological process (GO): cytoplasmic translation
Cellular component (GO): cytosolic large ribosomal subunit
Molecular function (GO): mRNA binding; structural constituent of ribosome
Source: RefSeq, a predicted model, not a curated record
AUGGUGCUCAAGACGGAGAAGUGCUCGUUCAGCGGCCUGCGCGUGUACCCGGGACACGGUAUGCGGCUGACCAAGCAAGAUUCAUCCACGUUCCUGUACCUGAACGGCAAGUGCAAGAAGCUCGCCGAGCAAAAGAAAAAGCCAGCCAAGCUCGCGUGGACGUACGCCUACCGCAAGGCGCACAAGAAGGACAUCGAGACGACGACGCGCAAGAAGACGCGCCGCGUGAACAAGAACGCCUUCACGCGAUCUUUGGUUGGGGCUUCGCUGGAGGUGCUCGCGAAGAAGCGCCAAGAAAAGCCGGAGGUUCGCGCCGCCGCUCGCGAGGCUGCGCUUCGUGAGAUCAAGGCGCGUGCGGCGAAGAAGAAGGGCGGGAAGAAGUAA